CUCGACACGCAUCCUCGGUUUUGUAAACAGUAGAGGAGUCGUUAGGGGAGUGGGGCGCUUAGUCACAGAGAGAGAGAACAGAGCGGACAGGAGGGGUUUUACCCGAAUCUCCAGCACUUCUGCUUCAGAAACAGCUUGUGGAUUUUCCUGACAGUUCGUUGUUGGAGGUUAAUCACAAAAUCUAGGAAGAUGCUGAAAUCUCUGGGUAAAAUGUUUACAACAGGAUUGGACAAUCCGAAGUUUACUCUUCAAGAAAGCAAGGGCCAGGACUAUGAGGUCCGCACCUACCAGCAAACAAACUGGGUCAGUACCACAGUGACUGAAAUGGAUCAGGACUCUGCCUUAAACACAGGCUUUAACCGACUCUUCAAAUACAUCCAGGGAAACAAUGAAAAGAAGGUUAAGGUGGAGAUGACUGCACCAGUCACCUGCAUGAUAAACCCUGGAGAAGGUCCAGCCUGUGAGAGCUCAUUCUCUGUGUCCUUCUACGUUCCUGAAGAGCACCAGGCUGACCCACCCAAACCCAGCGCCCCGGAAAUCUUUGUAGAGAACAGGAAGGAGUUCACUGUGUUUGUGAGAACCUAUGGAGGUUUUGCCAACACACAGAACACCAAUGAAGAGCUGCAGAAACUGAUAGAGAGCCUGAAGAGGGAUGGAAUGGCCUUUAAAGAGGCUCCAUAUUACAGAGUGGGCUACGACAGUCCCUUCAAGCUGGUCAACCGCAGGAACGAAGUCUGGCUCAUCAAACCAGAGGAAGGAAAGUAAUGAGCACAAGUAUGUUUACACUGUUUAAGGAAAAGAGGUCUGGAUCAUUAAAAUCCUAUCGUUUUUGGGAAUUCUGUCUUUGCAUUCACAAAUGCCUGGAACAUUUUUUAGGAUUUUAUAAUACUCAUUAAUUUUAAGAGUUGAAAGGGUACAAAUAUCUUUAAAUAUAAGAACGCUACUAAAUGUUUUGCUUUUUUAAUAUAAAUGAAGUGUAAAAAAACACAUGCUUUUUGUUGUAACAAAAACGAUGUGACUUUAACAGAUUAGUAUUAUGAUUUCAUCAUAAUAGAUCAUAGAUCAUUCAUUCAUAGAUCAUUUCUAUUGAUCUGUUAUUAAAAAUAUAAAGAGAAACAUUUGUUACAACAUAUUACAUUAGAUCAGACAGAUAACUGACACAGCAUAGAAGCUGUAACCAAUCUUAUGUAACAUGAUAUAACACAUGUCUCUGUUUGUUAUUGGAAUAGAAAGGGGACUUUAAAAUGUGAUUUUAAUUGCAUCACUGAAUUGAUAAAUAUUGCCUUGCAUGGUCAGUUCUCUUGUGCUGCUGUUACUUUAAAUCUUUAAUUGUAAUUAGUUUUUUUUAUUGCACUUGCCUGUAAUGAAUAAAUUGACCAGCCUAAUGUGAACACUAACACAUUCCUAUUAACCUGCAGUCUGAGGCCUUGAAGUAGAAUUACUCCUAAAGGGAGAGCUCAUUAAUUUUGAUUAUUUUUUUUAAACUGGAAUGUAUAUACCAAUAAGAAACUGUUUAACUCAAACGUGCUGUUGUUCUUUUAUUGAAUAAUAAAUGCACAUGUUUUACAAUUAAUAGAA
Molecule: messenger RNA, 1578 nt
Organism: Astyanax mexicanus (Mexican tetra)
Lineage: Eukaryota; Metazoa; Chordata; Actinopteri; Characiformes; Acestrorhamphidae
Gene: hebp2
Product: heme binding protein 2
Exons: 5
Coding region: 190-765 (191 amino acids)
Cellular component (GO): cytoplasm
Source: RefSeq, a predicted model, not a curated record